Molecule: messenger RNA, 730 nt
Organism: Mesitornis unicolor (brown roatelo)
Lineage: Eukaryota; Metazoa; Chordata; Aves; Mesitornithiformes; Mesitornithidae
Gene: ANP32E
Product: acidic (leucine-rich) nuclear phosphoprotein 32 family, member E
Exons: 6
Coding region: 89-730 (213 amino acids)
Biological process (GO): regulation of apoptotic process
Cellular component (GO): nucleus
Molecular function (GO): phosphatase inhibitor activity; histone binding
Source: RefSeq, a predicted model, not a curated record
GACGGAGUUGGUGCUUGACAACUGCCGCUCCAGCAAUGGGGAAAUCGAGGGGCUGAACGAUUCCUUCAAAGAGCUGGAGUUCCUGAGCAUGGCCAACGUGGAGCUGACGUCGCUGGCCAAGCUCCCCACGCUCAGCAAGCUCCGCAAGUUGGAGUUGAGCGACAACAUCAUUUCAGGAGGCCUGGAGGUCCUUGCAGAGAGAUGUCCAAAUCUCACAUAUCUAAAUCUAAGUGGCAACAAAAUCAAAGAUCUUGGCACUGUGGAAGCUCUUCAAAAUCUCAAAAACUUGAAGAGCCUUGACCUGUUCAGCUGUGAGAUUACAAACCUUGAGGAUUAUAGAGACAGCAUUUUCGAGCUGCUCCAGCAAAUCACGUACCUGGAUGGGUUUGAUCAGGAAGAUAACGAGGCGCCGGACUCAGAAGAUGACGAUGAUGAGGAAGGAGAUGAAGAUGAUGAUGAUGAAGAUGAGGGUGAAGCUGGUCCUCCAGGAGAAUAUGAAGAAGAAGACGAUGAAGACGAAGGAGGUUCAGACCUGGGGGAAGGCGAAGAGGAGGAGGAAGUUGGUCUUUCGUACCUGAUGAAAGAAGAGAUUCAGGAUGAAGAUGAUGACGAUGACUACGUGGAAGAAGGAGGUGAUGAGGAAGAAGAAGGUAAGUUCUCAACAGAGGGAGUUCGUGGGGAGAAGAGGAAACGAGAGCCCGAAGAUGAGGGCGAGGAAGAGGAGGAUUAA